Molecule: messenger RNA, 1566 nt
Organism: Condylostylus longicornis
Lineage: Eukaryota; Metazoa; Arthropoda; Insecta; Diptera; Dolichopodidae
Exons: 2
Coding region: 1-1566 (521 amino acids)
Source: RefSeq, a predicted model, not a curated record
AUGACUGUUCAACAACAACAACAACCAUCACUUUAUUCAUCACUUCAUCAUCAAAAUUCUCAAGACCACCUUAAAGCGAAUUUAAAUAAUAAUGUAGAUAAAGAGGAUCUUUUUAAUCCCCUGUUUAAAACUCCAUCGUCAUCUUUAAUAUCAUCACAAUCGUUAUCUUCCUCUGCACCGUCCCUAUCAUCAUCAAUUUUAUCUUCCAUACUAAACGGUCAGUUGCCAAUUGAUGAACAAGAUACAUAUAAAUUAUUACAACAUUUAAAAUCAUCAUCAUCUGAAGAUAUCCACCAUCAAUCUUCAACAUUAUCUUCAUCUCCAACUAAUUUAAACACAAAUUCACCACCAUCACAAUCAUCACCAUCGUCAUCUUCUCAAUCAUCAUCACCGCCAUCAUCAACGACAACAGUAGCACCUUCAUUACCUUCUCCACCAAUUUCUUCUUCAUCCAGUUCAACUUCAUUUAAUUCGUUCAUAUCAUCCAUAUUUCCAACGCUUUGGGCUGCAAAUAACAAUUUUAAUUCACAUCAUUCACAAUAUAAAACUGAUGAUAAUUUAAAAUCAAGAAUAUUACCACCGAUUUAUAUUCAACCUGUCGUUGUACCAUAUCCAUUUAUCAUGAAUCCUAUGCAAAAUUUUAUAUCAGAUUAUACAUCUAGAUUUAUAAUGUCAGGUUAUUCAAACGAUCCAUCAUCAAUAUCAUUUUCAACACCAACAACAUCACCAACAAUGUCAUCAUUCGCAGAUGAUUAUGAAAAAGAUACAAUGGCAAGAGGCAACAUAAGACGCUCAGGAAUAAAUGCAUAUACAAAUUCACCUAUUUAUUAUGUUCGUUUACCAUCACCCACACCAAUUACUUUAUACCCAACGAUUAGUUAUGCCACAAAUACAGGAUCAAAUGUGCCAGGGAAUUCGCGACCUACCCGCACAUUUAGCUCCACUGCAUACCGGAAUCCAUUUGCUGUUCAAAUAAAUCCUCCACAACCAAUUCAAACUAUUGCAGCAUAUUCACCGCAACAAUUAUCAGCACAAUCAACAUCUAGUGUUAUUCCAAGCUUAAGUCCAAUUUUAAAUUUACCUAUAAGUUUUAUAUCCAAUGGUAAACCAAAUGGAAUUUACGAAUUAACAACAUCAGAUAACACUUUAAGUGGUAAUUCUGUGUCAUCGAUUCCAUCAGCAGGGGAUGCUCUUGGCAAUUCUAUUCAAUUUGGAUACCAUCCACAUAACAAUCAUCAUUCACAGCGUAUACCUACAAAUCAUUACUCUCAAUCAACAUCAUAUAAUCCGUUUAUUAAUAAUCAUCAAAGUGAUUCUUCAUCUGGUACAAAUUCAUUUUAUAGACCGUCAAUUAUUAGACCACAUUCUCAUCCACAUUAUCAACAUUUAAACGACAUCAUCGGUGAUCCUGAUAGUAAAAUAACAAAUUUAAAACGACAGUAUUUCUUUAAUGGCAAACCUGAAGAAAUAUAUGUACUUUCGCAACCAGCCUCAACUGAAAAUCAAUAUCAACUCCAACAUUCAAUUUAUCCAGCAUUCCAAACACAUCGUAAUGAUUAUUAUUAA